Molecule: messenger RNA, 2782 nt
Organism: Ruditapes philippinarum (Manila clam)
Lineage: Eukaryota; Metazoa; Mollusca; Bivalvia; Venerida; Veneridae
Product: C-type lectin domain family 4 member M-like
Exons: 2
Coding region: 167-1717 (516 amino acids)
Source: RefSeq, a predicted model, not a curated record
AAUUAAUAGCAUCAAUCAUUGCAGAACUGCGAACGCUAACUCGUAUUUGAUUUCUUCUCAAAAGUGUAUUUGAUAGUUUAUAACAAGCAGUUAUUAUAAGAAAUUUAACGUUUCAUUAUACAUUUGUAUUUUCAAGACUUUCUUUUGAAAGUAAACAUAAAGAAACAUGAUGUAUAAUGUAAUGGGACAUACAGCGAAAUGUCUCCUAUUUUUAUCAUGUGUUUUAAUGAUAGAUGCAAAAUCUUUAAGAGGAAGACUUGAUAUCAUUGAACAAAGAAUCGGCGUUGUUGAAUCACGAGUAAGCGCUGACAACCAACUGACAAAAGAUAUGUUUGUGUCAUUGCAACAACAUUUCGAUGAACUCAACAAUUCUAUGAUAAAUUUCAAGGAUCAAAUAUGUCCUUUAAUGGAUCAACAGACAGAAAAACUGGAGCAAACUGAUUCUUCAAAAAGUGUUGAAAUUCUAAAGUCAAGUGAGGUGCCGGUACUGUUGCUGUUAGGACUUAAAAGAGAAAAACAAUGGACAAGAGAUCAAGUGAAAAAUCUUACUAUUCAGUUUACAGAGCAUACAGAUCAGUUACAAAAACACUUUGAAAACCUUACUUAUCAGAUUAAUUUGCAAAAUGGCCAGUUGAUUAAAGGUUAUUCGAAGCUCAACAUUGAAAUGAUAGGCAAAGAUGAAAGGGCGAAAAAUUGGACAAGAAAUCAAGUGGAAAAAAUAAAAAAACAUAUGUAUGAACAAAAUGAUCUGCUGAACAAUACCUUCCUAGAGCUCAGAACCGAACAAAAAGAUGGGAAAGCAGAAAUGAAAAUGACUUUAGAUCAAGUGAAAAAUCUUACUAUACAGUUUACAGAGCAUACAGAUCAGUUAGAAAAUCAAUUUGAAAACCUUACCUAUCAGAUUAAUUUACAAAAUGGCCAGUUGAUUAAAAGUUAUUCGAAGCUCAAAAUUGAAAUGAAAAGCAAAGAUAAAAGGGCGAAAAAUUGGACAAGAAAUAAACUUGAAAAACUAACGAGUCUUAUACAUAAACAAAAUGAUCAGCUGAACAAUACCUUCUUGGAUCUCAGAACGGAACUAAAAGAUUGGAAAGCAGAAAUGAAGACCAAUUUUGAAAUGAUAAAUGCAAAAAUUGUUGACAAAAUCCAAUCAAAACUGAGCAAAAUUGACGAAAUGAGAACUCAGGAAUUGAUAGUUGCACAGCAGAAAGAAAUAAAAGCUUUAAAAGAAACUCAAUCUAAACUUUUAAAUGCUUUACGUUCCUGUCCAUUGUAUUGGCGAAAAUUUUCAUCGUAUUGUUAUUGGCAUGUGAAAGAGGAAAAAUCGUUCAGUGAAGCACGUGCCCAUUGUGAAAGUUUAGAAGCAACCUUAUCUAACAUUGACGUUGAAAAUACAGCAGAGAAUACUUUCAUACGUAAUAUUAUUCUAAAUAAUAAUUUCAAAUUUGUGUGGGUCGGUGAUUAUGAUAGCAACGAGGAGGUGCAGUGGAUAGAGACGUUGGUAGACGAAACACAGGAAGGACAGGCAUACGAAUACCCAUAUUUAUCCAAUGGAGUCGGAGAUCGAUACACAAAUUAUGAAGAAAAAUGUGUUUAUAUUGUUGGUAACAACAACAAUGGCUGUUCUGUCGACUACGAUGUACAUUUUUGUGAUUUGUUUUGUCUCGGACAAUAUCCAUUUAUUUGUAAAAAAGAAGCCAAGAUAGAUAUCAAUUUGUGAACACCAGCAUGCAUGUUUGAUGCAAGGCUGCAAUACUUCACUUCAGUGUUGUUAAAGUGUUAUAUUUUUCUGGUUCUUCGGGAUCAUUCAUGCCAGCACUAUUAAGUGUUGAGAAUUGAGUACCACUCAAGCUGAGGGAUGUUGCACUUACUUUAUUAUCCCUCUUGUACAGACUAAAACAAACCGAGUCUGCAACUUUCAUGUAAUUUUGUUGAAAUUAAUGCUUUCGAGGGAUCACUUUGUUUCCAGAUUUUUAUUGGACCUUUUGGUCAUUAAAAUGCUUGCUUUGUUUAUACAUUUAUCAUUGUGCAAUACUAACUUGUAUGACUGAAUUAUGAUACCAUACCAGUUUGAAUCAUGGUACAACUUUUAGCACUGAAUUAUAAAAUCUUAGUGUGUAAUAUUGUACAAUAAUAACUUGUAUUAUUAAAUUAUAAUGAAUGCUGGUUUGUAUCAAUGUACAAUUAUAACCUGGGUGACUAAAUUAUAAUGUCAGUUUAUAUUAUUGUAAAAUCUUUACUUGUAUAUCUGAAUUUUUGUUGAUUUAUUUUUGCAGUCCAUGAUAAUUUUCAAUUGUAUAUUUCUCUUUGAUUUGUAUUUAGAAAACUUUUUUUAAUUUCUUUUAUUCGUAUUUUUAAAUCAACUAUAGUAUUAAAUGGCACAUUAAGGUUUUUUUCUCUUCAAUAAAUGAGUACGGAUGAAGAAAAAGUGACAAUUUCAUUUAUCAAGGCAUGUUCCCAGUUUCUCAGCGCUUGAUAUUUAAGUAAACGCAACGAAGAAAGGGGGAACAUAAUUCUGCAAUGAAUACUCAUUGUCACAUUGACCAGUUGAUAGUUUCUCUUUACCUCAACAUGUCAACUCUGUAACUUUAUGGAUAUAUCCUAAAUCAGACGACAUGAAAAUAUUGGUACUGACUGUAAUUUUAUGAAUCAGAAAACUAUGUUUUUUUUCCUUUUUCACAUAAAUGUUUUUGAGUAUUAAAGUAUUAUUUUAGUAAAAAAGUUAUACAAUGUAAUUGCAAAUGUUAAUAUUAAACUUAAACAUACUUGGUGUAAAGUCAAUCAA